This is a messenger RNA of Cooperia oncophora, 564 nucleotides long. The record is from the annotation of a GenBank genome assembly. Lineage: Eukaryota; Metazoa; Nematoda; Chromadorea; Rhabditida; Trichostrongylidae.
AUGCUAGGCGUUGUACUGUUUUUUGUUUUGACGGUCAAUGAGUUUUCUCACUCUAAAUUUCAGAUGGAGGGACGUUACGUUCUUGAGCUACGUGAUCGCGAUCCGGCUACUGUUGAAGACCUCGUGUUAGACGGCUGUGAAAGUGCUGAGAUUGAAGGACUUAGCGACAAACUUGUGAAACUUCAGAGUCUCAGCAUGGUUCACGUUGGCUUACAAAGUCUCAAAAAUUUGCCGAAACUUCCAAUGUUGAGCAAGCUGGACAUUUCGGACAACAACAUCGCCGGUGGUCUGGAGCAUGUAGCUGACAACUGCCCCGAGCUUCUCCAUCUCAAUCUUGCGUCAAACAAGAUCUCGAAGAUGGAGGAUUUGGAGCCACUGAAGAAAAUGAAACUCGCUGAGCUUGACCUGUUCAACAAUCCCGUUACCGCAGGAGGAGAAGGCGAGUACAGGUCGAAAGUUUUUGAAAUGAUCCCAUCGCUGCAAAUUCUUGACGGAGCUGAUGUUAACGGAGAAGAUGUUGACGAUUCACUCGAUGGAGAGGAUGGUCCUCGAAGGAGAGGAUAG